CCGACUUAGCCGCCACACAACGCAACGGAACCCUUCUCUCUCUCUCUCUCUCUCUCUGUCUCAGUUCGCCUGAGCUCUCUCCCCGCUCGGCUCUUACGACGCCGUUUUCUCCCGAGUCAACUCGACCGUACUCAUCUUGACUGUCGCGGCUCAGAUUCGUUGCGAGCCAAAUGGCUACGGUGGAGGAUAAAUUGGAGAGCGGUGAAUCAAUAGUGGCGAAUGGUGCUGAGAAAGUUGUUGAAGAGGAGGUUGAAGAAGAUGAAGGUGAGCUUUCUUGGUCUUCUGACUCGGAAAUUGGAGAAGCUUUGGACUAUUUGGACUCCAAGGAUGAUUACGAUGGAGUGGAAGGGGGUUUUACGCUUAAUUCGAGGCGGCCCAAUGCUCAUGGAGGGCUUCACUCACGGCCUAAUUCUUCGACCCUUCAACCGCUCAAUAAUCGCAACCAGAAGUUCUCUAAUCACAUCCGAGCUUCGCCUCUGGAGGAGUGGGAAGGGAGAAUCAAUGUUGGCAUGUCGAAUUCUGUAACGACUGCAAUUCGAGGAAGCUUUAGGGAGAUGGCAAUUGGUAGAACAAAAACUACUGAGAAAGCUGAUCGUGCCACUGUUGAGCAGGCAAUUGACCCAAGAACUCGGAUGGUUUUAUUUAAAAUGCUGAACCGGGGUGUAUUUCAUGAUAUUAAUGGCUGCAUUUCGACUGGUAAAGAAGCAAAUGUUUAUCACGCAACCAAAUCUGAAGGCAAUGAACUGGCCAUUAAAGUGUACAAAACAUCUGUUUUGGUAUUUAAGGACAGAGAUAGAUAUGUACAAGGGGACUAUCGCUUCAGACAUGGAUACUGCAGGCACAAUCCUAGGAAGAUGGUCAAGACUUGGGCUGAGAAAGAGAUGAGGAAUCUUAUUAGGCUAAAGGCUGCAGGAAUACGGUGCCCGACUCCAUUGCUUUUGAGACUUCAUGUUCUGGUGAUGGAAUUCAUAGGAAAAUCAGGUUGGGCUGCACCUCGUCUUAAGGACGCUAAUUUAUCACUAGACAAGCUUCGUGAAAGUUAUAUGGAGAUAAUUAUUGCGAUGAGGACGUUAUAUCAAAAGUGCAAACUGGUGCAUGGAGACCUUAGUGAAUACAACAUACUGUAUUUUGAGGGUCACUUGUAUAUAAUUGACGUCUCUCAAUCUGUUGAUUUGGACCAUCCUCACGCCCUUGAUUUUCUACGUGAAGAUUGUGUUCAUGUUUCUGAUUUUUUCAAAAAGCAUGGUGUGGCUGUUAUGACAAUCAGAGAACUAUUUGAUUUUAUAGUUGAUCCAUGUAUUGCAGAUGAUGGUGUGGAAAGUUAUCUUGAAGAGCUUCAACAAAGAAUCAUGUCGAGAGGGGACGUAACUGCAGAGGAAGAAAUUGCAGAUUCUGUAUUUGUGCAGUCAUACAUUCCAAAGACGUUAGAUCAUGUGAAAAAUGUUGAAGAGGAUGUGAUAAGGCUGACUAGUGGCCAGGACACGGGCGAUAUGUACUAUCAGACUAUCACCGGACUAAAACAGGCUCUUUCUAAAGAGCAACCAGCUCUAUUGGGGGAUCAGCCACAAGAAAAUGAGGUAAACCUUGAAGAAAAUUCCGCCGAGACUGAAUCCGAGGCUAGUAGCGAUGGAGAUGAAAACUUGACCGAUUCUGAAGGGAAUUCAUCGGAAACUGAGUCACAAGUUCCUGUUGAUAAGAAAGCUGCUAGAAAAGAGCACAAAAAGAAGGUGAAAGAAGAGAAGAGAGAGGGUCGAAAGAAUAAAGUGCCCAAGGCUUUGAAGAAAAGAAAGAAAAAGUUGUCUAAAGCCAAGAAGACAAGAUAGUUGGUAUUAGCAUUAUCUCUGAAUAUUUAUUGUAGAUAUCAGAGACAAAAUGGUUAACUUAUUAGAUAUCAAAGCAAUUUUGGCAGCUAUUUUGAUGAGCAAGCUGUUUAAUUUUUUUUAUUGAUUCACCCACUUUCAUUCGGAUGUAGUGAGGUUUUCUUACUAGAAAAUUUUGUUUUGUUGAUGGCUUGCUUGAUUUUCAUGAUAUAUCAACUGAUAUCUUUAGCAAA
This is a messenger RNA of Humulus lupulus (European hop), 2053 nucleotides long. RefSeq lists its product as uncharacterized. The record is from RefSeq and is a predicted model, not a curated record. NCBI's taxonomy places the organism in Eukaryota, Viridiplantae, Streptophyta, Magnoliopsida, Rosales, Cannabaceae. Gene Ontology annotation, molecular function: protein serine/threonine kinase activity; ATP binding. The coding region runs from base 171 to 1823 and encodes 550 amino acids. The transcript has 12 exons.